CAGAACAAUGACUAUGUUAUCUGUAAAGCUAAUUCUUGGUCUGGUGUUCCUCUCAGUGGCUGCUGAGGCCGGCAGUAAGUUUUGCAAGAAAAAUGUGCCAAUAUUAGAAAAUUGUCUUGAGAGAGGUUACCAAGCGAAAAUCUUCAAGAACUGCACAACAACAGUUGAGAAGAUGAAGAAGAAGGAGAGGAAAAUUUGUGCUAAAGUGGAGAAGAAAAUAUCCAAAAAAUGCGAAUCAUUCGAAUGUGGUGCUGCUAAUGAAACAGAGGUGAUUUUCCACAUCAGAGGUCCCAAAGCUCAAGAUGCAAUAAUAGGACAAGGAAGCUCUAUAACUUGCUCAAUAGCUGCUUCUGAAGAAGAUCACACCUUUGAAAUGUACGUUAACGGACAAUCUUUCUCAAAACUCUCUCCAGAUUCCCCUUGGUAUAGCGCUGGAUUCAACAGAAGUACCUACGAUUGGAACAACGGCACAAUUUCUACUGACAUAGAGGGGUUGGUUAACAACUUUACAGCAGGUCACAACGACACUUCAAUAUAUUGCACAUCCUACAAGUACUCCGGACACGUCUCUCUCAACAUCACUCUGCAGUCAGAUAACUCAACUGAUAACCAAACAGAAACAGAGGUGAUUUUCCACAUCAGAGGCCCCAAAGCUCAAAAUGCAAUAAUAGGACAAGGAAGCUCUAUAACUUGCUCAAUAGCUGCUCCUGAAGAAGAUCACACCUUUGAAAUGUACGUUAACGGACAAUCUUUCUCAAAACUCUCUCCAGAUUCCCCUUGGUAUAGCGCUGGAUUCAACAAAAGUACCUACGAUUGGAACAACGGCACAAUUUCUACUGACAUAGAGGGGUUGGUUAACAACUUUACAGCAGGUCACAACGACACUUCAAUAUAUUGCACAUCCUACAAGUACUCCGGACACGUCUCUCUCAACAUCACUCUGCAGUCAGAUAACUCAACUGAUAACCAAACAGAAACAGAGGUGAUUUUCCACAUCAGAGGUCCCAAAGCUCAAAAUGCAAUAAUAGGACAAGGAAGCUCUAUAACUUGCUCAAUAGCUGCUCCUGAAGAAGAUCACACCUUUGAAAUGUACGUUAACGGACAAUCUUUCUCAAAACUCUCUCCAGAUUCCCCUUGGUAUAGCGCUGGAUUCAACAGAAGUACCUACGAUUGGAACAACGGCACAAUUUCUACUGACAUAGAGGGGUUCGUUAACAACUUUACAGCAGGUCACAACGACACUUCAAUAUAUUGCACAUCCUACAAGUACUCCGGACACGUCUCUCUCAACAUCACUCUGCAGUCAGAUAACUCAACUGAUAACCAAACAGAAACAGAGGUGAUUUUCCACAUCAGAGGUCCCAAAGCUCAAAAUGCAAUAAUAGGACAAGGAAGCUCUAUAACUUGCUCAAUAGCUGCUCCUGAAGAAGAUCACACCUUUGAAAUGUACGUUAACGGACAAUCUUUCUCAAAACUCUCUCCAGAUUCCCCUUGGUAUAGCGCUGGAUUCAACAGAAGUACCUACGAUUGGAACAACGGCACAAUUUCUACUGACAUAGAGGGGUUCGUUAACAACUUUACAGCAGGUCACAACGACACUUCAAUAUAUUGCACAUCCUACAAGUACUCCGGACACGUCUCUCUCAACAUCACUCUGCAGUCAGAUAACUCAACUGAUAACCAAACAGAGUGGACACCCAUCUUCAACUCAACAUCCAACGAGGUCGGACCCUUCACCUCCUCAAACCUCCCAGUAUUUAAGUUGAAGUUCACUGAAAAUAAAGUGGCAGACAAAUAUCUAUACCAGGGUGUAAACGUCAAUCUGUACAAUGGAAAUGGAACAAGACUUGGUCAUACAAACUUCAUUAUCUAUGCCAGAAUUGAGGAUGAAGAGGUUCUGCUAACGGGUUACAAACGGUUCUAUUUCAAUGGACCAUGGUCAGGAAACAGAGGUUGCUCCGAGUAUCUCAACUUGGACUAUCUUGAAGAUUUCAACUUUGAGAUGAUUACUUCAGUUGGAUCGGAGGAUAUGUUCCAGUUCGCAACAUCUAGCGGAGAAAGCCACAGUGAGAGUAUGGGAGACUGCAGCAGCUACUCUUCCUGGCAGAACAUGUUGUUGGAGGCUGAGAGUGCUGACUUGGGGAUAAUAACCUGGGUGAGCGACCUGCCCGACUACUUUACUACUGAGUACACCGUGAUGCAGUUCUGAAGAUUACUUUACUUACUUAGUAAAACAUAGAGACGAUAAGUUUGAAUAUUAGGCAAUUCUGGGCAAUUGGAGAUAGUUGAAUCUGCAUUUAUUUGCUUAGUAUAGUUAUAAAAGAUAAAAACAUUUUUCAAGUAGUUUCAAAUAUUUGGCUUGUUCUGAUACAGAAAAUGUGUCUAAAACUGAUCUGUCAUCUGAAGUGAAGAAAUUAAUAAAUUAUGGAAAAGUGCUGUAAACUAGCGUAAAAUGCGAUCUCAAUAUGCCUACAAUUAAAAUAUGAUAGAAUUAAAACUAUAUUAGAUUUAAAACUAUAUUAAAGUCAGCAUGUUUGUAGUAUUCAAAAAAACUGUCUUAUUUCUGCUAAAUAUUAAAUAUUACCGUUG
Molecule: messenger RNA, 2589 nt
Organism: Bolinopsis microptera
Lineage: Eukaryota; Metazoa; Ctenophora; Tentaculata; Lobata; Bolinopsidae
Exons: 6
Coding region: 8-2209 (733 amino acids)
Source: RefSeq, a predicted model, not a curated record